AUGAGUGACGAUUCCGACGUCGGUGACCUCCUGGACGACUUGUUGGCGAAUGAUGAAGAAGAGGCGCCGAAGAAAAUCAAAGAAUUUAAUUUUCUGGAGACUCCGGGCCCCGAAGCAGCAUCGCAGUCAGACACUAAAGACAAAGACACCAACGAUUCCUCAGACGACGAGGACUCCAAGUACUUCCACGAGCAGCGUUACUCCGAGUCAGGAAGAAGCAUAAAAGAGCUUUUAACCAAGCAGCAGGAUGACAAGGAUCAUUUAAGAACUUCUAAUUUCAGUGACAUUAAGCAGAAAGUUGACAACAAUACAUUUAGUAGAAGUCCAAGAGUCGGCUUAGCUUCGAAGCCCGUGGAAAAAAAGGACGGACCUAUACAAGAGUGGCUGAAAAAGCCCUCGGACAUCUACACAGAUCCAGUGUUCGGACUGAGAAUCGUAAAGCCUUUGAUUUCCUCCCAAGAACUGUCCGAGCGCAUGAAGAACCGCUCAGCUGUGACAGUAUCCAAGGUAAAGAAUUUCAUAGCAACCCAGGACCUGAGCAACGACUGGGUGAUCGCUGGGGUCUUAAUUCAGAAGUCCGCGACCAGAAAAUCUCAGAAUGGGAACGCGUACUGCAUCUGGACCAUCAGCGACCUUUCAGAAGCUGUGAGCAGAGUCACUGUUUUUCUGUUCAAAGACGCGUACAAGACUUUUUGGAAAAUCUCCGACGGAGUGGUCGUCGGGAUUUUGAACCCCUCGGUCCUGGAGACCAGGAAUGACAAGGACGAAGCGACCUUGUCGGUGGACAACUCUCAGAAGAUCAUGGUCCUGGGGAACUCCAAGGACCUGGGUCGCUGCAAGUCUGUUAAAAAGAGCGGAGAGCCUUGUAAUGCCAUUGUUAAUGUUAGCAAAUGCGAGUACUGCGUGUACCAUGUUAAGACUGAGUAUAAUAAAGCUUCCAGGAGGCAAGACCUCCAGACUGAUCACAUGAACAGAAAGUUUGGAAACUUUGGGACCAAGAACCCGGGUGGUAAUAAGAACAAAGGACCUGGGAUCUAUUCUCAGGCUAGUCAUCAUACUAAUAUGCUCGUCAUUCCUGCGAAGAGGAACUUGAAGAUGGAGCAGAAGGAUUCUGAGAGACUUGCUCUGCUGACUGGGAAGAAUUCUCAGAGUUCUUCUGGGGAGAAUUCUAAGGAAGGAAUUGGAGGGAGUUUUGUUGAUGAAAAGGCUGCCACACAAGCUGUGCCCCUGAAGAACACGGACCGGUUGCAGAAAAUAAGAGACUGGAACCCGAAAACCUCGAAUUUAAUCAACGGGGUGUUGUCUCCCUUGAGACCGACCUCCAUUGCUGAGAAAGUAGAGCCGCAAAAGUGUACUUUGAAGCCGAUUCCGAGGCUAGGGUCUGGGUUGAAGGGAACCACCAUUGAUUUUUCGGAACCGAUUACUAAGAGACACAUCAACAGUGCGAAGAAGAACGCGCUGGACUGGGUGAAGAACAACGGAGGGUUUAAGCAGUCCAAUCCGAAUAAAAUUAAGGAGAGCAGGGAGAAGAUUCAAAAGGUGGGAAGUAAAAGGAACAGAGAAGAGGAUGCUGAUAAGGAUAAGGAGCAGGAACCAGAAGCUAAAAAAGCUGCGAGGGAAAAGUUUAAGGAGAUGAUGGAGAAGGGCUCGGCUCAUGAGGAUCUAGUGGAGAGCUCCAAGGGCCAGGAGCAAGAGAAGUAUUUUAAUAAACUGGAGGCCAAGGAGAGGAUGGAGGAGAAGAUGAUGAAUACGACCAAGGUUGACUGCAAAGCGGUCAGGUGCUUGACUUGCAAGUACACGGCUUUUUCCGCGUCGGAUAACUGCAAGAGUCAAAGACAUCCGCUGAGAGUUAUUGAUGCGGUUAAGAGUUUCUUCAAGUGUGGGGAUUGCGGGAAUAGGACUGUUAGUUUGAAUAGGAUUCCUUCGAUUAGUUGCAAGAAGUGCAGCGGGUCCAAUUGGCUGAGGACUGGGAUGAUGAGUGAGAAGAAGGUUCAGUUGCAGAGGGAGAAACUGUCGAUUAGGGGAGGAGAGCAGAAGUUCAUUGGAGGUGAUAUUACUGAUAUAAAUCUUAGUCUUGUUGUUCCUGAUGGUGAUGAUUGA
Molecule: messenger RNA, 2100 nt
Organism: Cotesia congregata
Lineage: Eukaryota; Metazoa; Arthropoda; Insecta; Hymenoptera; Braconidae
Source: the annotation of a GenBank genome assembly